Molecule: messenger RNA, 958 nt
Organism: Tuber aestivum (summer truffle)
Lineage: Eukaryota; Fungi; Ascomycota; Pezizomycetes; Pezizales; Tuberaceae
Source: the annotation of a GenBank genome assembly
GCACGCCUCCCCGACGAAAAAUACCCAACAACUCCACCAGAAAAAGCCCGCGAACCUAUACAUAGUAGCCCCCACCGACGCGGUCCCUAAAGCUCGGCACACCUCCAGGAGGUCAGUCUCCAACGUAUUUGCACUGCUAAUUUAUCGCUGCUCUGCUUCUACCAGAUGGUUUCGGUUUUGUUCCUCCUGCCUGUGCGUCCGGACCCCCGCGCUUUGGAGCAUUGAGGCAUAUGUUGGGGAUAUAUAGAUAUGGAUGAGAAUAGGGAUGCGAGUGAUACGGCCACUGGCAAAGGAAGGGGUGGUGUGCUGUGGAAGGCCCUAUACAGGGAUGUAGUAGGGGGGUUAGGGGGAAGGCGGAGACCGGGAGUGUGAUUACUAGUGUACACGUAUUUGAGUAUCCAUGGGCGCACCCACAAUUUCAAUGCUAAUAAUAUUACCACGCUGUAGAAGGGGCAGGAGAGUAACAACAAACCAGGUAGAUUAUUGCUCGCGUCUAAUUUUUUCCCAAAAGGCAUACGCAACCGACUGCUGUGAGCGGGGUGGGACGCCGGGUCCAUGGGUUCCAUACAAAACCGCAACUUGAAGAUCGCUUCCGCAGACUCUCGUUUUUUUCCCUUCUAUCAGAUACAAACCAAAGGACAAAGGGAGGGGAUGUGGCCGUUCUGAUACGUCGCCGGUUCCUACGCAUCCCUUCCAAAUUUUCUUCAACCUCCUUUGCCAUUAUUCGGACCCGUUCCUGGGGGUAAGUUUGGUGGGAUAGCUAUCGUGCGUCGUACCGGGGCGGUCACGACCGAUCGCUCAUUGCUUCUAGGACAUGAGAGGGCUGUUCGAAUUUGGGGCUCCCGCGUGGGUGUGAAGGGCGAUGGGUGUGGUUAUGACGUGACCUUAAUUAGUUAGCGCAGUAGAAUGUACUUGUACAAGCAGUACCAGCAUCUAAUUUACGAUCCUCAUACUCACG